Molecule: messenger RNA, 1826 nt
Organism: Triticum aestivum (bread wheat)
Lineage: Eukaryota; Viridiplantae; Streptophyta; Magnoliopsida; Poales; Poaceae
Product: B3 domain-containing protein Os01g0234100
Exons: 13
Coding region: 33-1580 (515 amino acids)
Molecular function (GO): DNA binding
Source: RefSeq, a predicted model, not a curated record
GCAGCAGCACCAACACCAACACCGGCAGAGCCAUGGCGAUGAUAGUCUUCGAUGCAUGGAGUUCAUCCGCCCCACCUCCCACGCAUGAACAUGACAAGGGGCUCGCGCUCGCUAUUAUCGCUGACCAACAGAAUAUGGGGGUUGACGAAUGCGAUGAUCCAGAGAGCAAGGUCGACUAUGUACCUCUCAAUGAGGAGGAGCUCGCGCUCACCACUAUUGCUGGCCAACAGCCCACGGCGGCUGACGAAUGCGGUGAUCCAGAGAGCGAGGUCGACUUUGUCCCUCUCAGAGUCGUGAGGCCGGAUGAUGAGCAGCCAAAGCAUCCUGGCGGGCGGGUUAAAGUGUGUGCACAUAAACCCAGGACGAAGAAAGUGAAGAGAACGCGGCUGGCAGAUUCCAAGAGUGACAAGGGUGAUAAUUUUGCGCCAAUGGGGAAGAGAGGGAGGCCGACACGCGCCAAGUCUGCUAAGAGCAAGACGUGGUGUAACACGGAGUUUGUUUACGGCGACAACAUCAACAUUAGUAGCAGUAGUGAGAGCGAUAGCGAGGGAAACAAAGAUGCUGAUUAUAAUCCUACGAGGAAGACAGGUAGGCUGGUACGCGCCAAGUCUGUCAAGAGUAAUAUGUGGCGUAAACCGGAGUUUGUUUACGGUGACAACCUCGACAUUAGCAGUAGUGCGAGCGAGACUGAGGGAAACAAAGAUGAUGAUUAUGAUCCGAUGGCAUCCGACAUUGAUGGCCACCCAAAGAAAUGUGCAAGAAGAUCUCGAGGGAGGCCAACACGCGCCAAGUCAGCUAAGAGCAAGAUGUGGCGUAAACCAGAGUUUGUUAACAGUGACAACAUUAACAUUAGUAGCAAUGGUGAGAGCGAGAGCGAGAGAAACAAAGAUGAUGAUUAUGAUCCAACGGCACCUGACGCUGAUGGCCACCGCCAGAAAUAUGCAAGCUCCCAUGACAUACGUGGCUCUGCUUUCGAAAGAGCUUCGGAGGUAAUGAAGAAAUUGACAGGAAAAGGAGCAAGCUUCAUCAAGCUUAUGCAACCCUCACACGUCGAUAGGGUUUUCUGGCUUGGUAUCCCGCGUAAAUUUUGCAAAGAGCAUCUUCCGGAGAAAGACACUCUGAUGACCCUAGAAGAUGAAGAAGGACGGAGUUACAAUGCAAACUACCUUGUCGCUAGGGAUGGACUUAGCGGCGGGUGGAAAAACUUUGCAGAAAGGCAUAGCCUUAAGGUCGACGACACCCUCGUCUUUCGACUCGUGAGCUCGGAAAAAUUCAAGGUGUAUAUAGUAAGAGAGAAUGAGCUGACGACAACUGAUGAUAAUGUCAACUCCAAGGAGGAGGAUCCAAAUAUUACUACCGGGGUCAGCGGCACAAGAGCCAACGACGACAGCAACAACGAGAUCGACCUAGUAGCAGCCAAUGAUGAUGGGCUGCCGUCGGUAGAGAAUAUGAGACUGAGAGCCCUCGCGUCAAAGAUGGCGACUGUCCAGGAUGCUCUCAAGGCGGUGAAUGAGGAGGUGGGGGAGCUGGAGUUGAGCGUGAAGAAGGCCGUGCAGGCUGUGCGGCGGAUGACAACCUGACCAUGGUGACAAAAAUAUCACCAACUUGUGCAUGCAGAUCUUGAGUAACUAUCUAGGACGGUGUUUUCAUGUGCACAUCAGCUUCAACUUUUGCAACAGGAAAGGUGUUUUAUCAUGUAUAUGUGUGCCAGACAGCUACUGAACAUGCAUAUGGAUGCCUGUUUUGGUUGCAGUUUUUCUUGGUCAAAUCAAAAAUCUUUGCAUGCAGUUUCUUUAAAUAGAUCAAGUCUGUAGAGCCAAAUUCUA